Paramecium pentaurelia is the source of this 2471-nucleotide messenger RNA. The record is from the annotation of a GenBank genome assembly. NCBI's taxonomy places the organism in Eukaryota, Ciliophora, Oligohymenophorea, Peniculida, Parameciidae.
AUGAAUAUAUUAGCUACUUAUGUGCCUGAGGAUAGAGAAAAAAUGGUUUGCCAAAUGCAUAAACUUGAAAUAAUUGCGAUAGAUUUAGUCUCACUAGAAAAUAGAUAAUUUGAGUUUUUGUGUUGUAAUUGUUUAGUUGAGAAAAUGAAUAAUAAUAAUAUAUCAACAAUUGAAUAGACAUCAGAUAGAAUUUAAUCAUAUAAGUCAUAAAGAUUAAACAAAAGGAAAAAAGAUAUCUAAAUAACUUUAGAUAAUUAAAAAAUCCUACUUGUAUAAAUUAUGAAAUUCAAAAGUAAAGUUGAUGAAGCUUUGGAUAAGAUUUCUAAUGAAAUAUAAAAAUAAUUAGUAAUGAAUGAAAAAGAAUAAUAAUCUUUAAAAGAAAAUUGUUAAACUUAGUCCAAUUUCUAAGAGGAUGUUAGAUAAUUAUCUGAAUUUCUAUAAACCUAAGAAAAUUAGAUAGAAUUGUCAUAAGAUAGUAAAUUUAUUGAUGACAUCUAUAAAUAAUUUGAACUCAUUUUUUAAAAUGAAACACAUAACAAAACUAUUUAGACUUUUAAGGAUGUUGUAUGGAAUAUAAAUAAUUUAAACAAAGAAAAUAAAAUUGAAUUAAUGUCUCUGCAAACUUAAAAUAAUUAAGUAAAUAUAUUAUACAAAUAUUAAGAAAACUUUAAGUUUAAGCAAUCUUUGUCAAAAACAUAAAAAAGAAAUAAUUAUGAUUGAUAUAGAAUCCGAGAAUAAAUAAAUAGAAUAUAGAUUUGUUUGUGUAUAAUGCAUUAGUGAUAAUCCCUUGUGCUAAUAUAGAACAAUAGAAGAAGUUAAUUAAAAAUGGAAUGAAAAAAUGAAAAAAUAAGAUAUUAUUUUUAAUGAUUUAAGAUCAAAUAGGUUAAAAAAAAAAGAGAAAUUGAAUAAAAAAAUAGCUGAAAUGAGAUAAAAUUACAUAUUAUAAUUAGAUGAUAUUAGUGAAACUUUAAGAACAGGAUUUUCAGUCCCAACAACUCCAACAACAGAGGUUAAUAAAUUUAAAUAAGAUUCUAUACAAUAAUUAAGUAAGGAAGAAUUGUUUUUACAGAUUUAAAAUCUAAUUCAAUUUGAUGAAGAACAAUUAUUUUAGGAUUCAAAAAUUGAGUUUAUGAUAACUAAAGACUCUCUACUUUCUAAAGGUAUUGAAAACAAAUUAGAAUAAUUAAAAUAGCAUGAUUAAUUAGACAUUUAAGAGUCAAUAAAUAUUUUAUAGGAUUAAUCAAGUAUUAAGAAUAUUUUAAUAUUAGAUGACAACCAAAUUCAAGGUAUUUACAAACUUAUACAAAUAAUUUAAGAGGGUAAAAUAGUAAAUUAAGAAUAAUAGAUUAGAAAACAAGAAUUGGAUGAAUUUAUUAGUUCUUCAAAAUAAAUUUAUUGUUAGAUGGAAUUAUUUAAUCAAACAAUUAAAAAAUUUUAAGAUCACCAAAUCAAAAUUAAUUCCAUUAACAAUAAAAUUAAAUUAUUUCAAGAUCAUUAAAAUUUUAAAAACUUACAAAUAUAAGUACAUGAUUAUAAGGAUAAAUUUGAUAAAGAUUUUUUAAAUUUUUAGAAGUUUAGUGAAAUAGACAAAUUAGUGAAUGAUCUAGAAACUUUGAAAUAAAAUAAUAAAAAUUUGGAAUUUGAGAGUAAGAAGAUUUUUUAAUAAAUUAGGAAACUCUAUGGAGAAUAACAAAAUAAUUUAGAGUGAAAAAGAAAAUACAUUAGUUAAGAAGCUAACAGAUUUAUAAUUAGAAUUAUAAAAAUAAAAAGAUGAAUAGAAAUUGUUAAAUGAAAAUUUAUAGAGAGAAAAAAAUAAUAAUGAUCAAUGUUAAUAAAAAUAAAGAGAAUAAUAAAUAUGCCAUUAAAAUUAAAUUCAAUAAAUAAAUUAAAAGAUCUAAGAAAUUUAAUUAAGGUUUGAUAAAUUAGGAUUAAAUUUAAAACCAGAUUUACUUCAAGAUUAUUACUGGAUCACACUACUAAAAACUUUAGCUUAAAAAGUUAAUAAAGCUAUCAGAAAUUCAAUUUUGAUCUAUUAAGGCACAAGAGAUGGGUUAAAUAAUUAAUAAUAUUGGAGUAAGGUGAAUGGCAAAGGUAAUUUACUUAUGGUCUUUAAAUCUAAAAGUGAUCAUAUCUUUGGAGGAUACUCUCCUUGUAUAUGGGAAUCAUGUAGUGGGAAAUACGUAGCAGAUCAUACAUUAUCAUCUUUCAUAUUUUCAUAAUCCCAUGAUCAAAUUUAUCCUUUGAAGUAUGAUGCUAAAUAAUAUGCCAUUUAUUGUAAUUCAAAUUAUGGUCCUUCAUUUGGUAAUGGAUAUGAUAUUAAAAUAGGAAGUGACUUUGCAGAUGGUUAUUCCAAAUUAGGUAUUUCAUAUUCAUUUCCUAAUUAUAAAUAUGGUAAUUAUGAUCCAGAUUUAUUUGGAUAAAUUAAACCAGAAAUAAAAGAAUGCCAAAUAUAUGAAUUAUCAUUUGUUUGA